Conger conger (European conger) is the source of this 963-nucleotide messenger RNA. RefSeq names its product adenosine receptor A2a-like. The record is from RefSeq and is a predicted model, not a curated record. The transcript has a single exon. Lineage: Eukaryota; Metazoa; Chordata; Actinopteri; Anguilliformes; Congridae. Gene Ontology annotation, molecular function: G protein-coupled adenosine receptor activity. Gene Ontology annotation, cellular component: membrane. Gene Ontology annotation, biological process: vasodilation; adenylate cyclase-activating G protein-coupled receptor signaling pathway; G protein-coupled adenosine receptor signaling pathway. The coding region runs from base 40 to 963 and encodes 307 amino acids.
CCAGUCACAGACCUGGUGCUCUCCAUCAACGUGCCCUACAUGGUGGCCGAGCUGGUGAUCGCUGCCCUAUCGACGGUGGGAAACCUGCUGGUCUGCCUGGCCGUGGGUCUGAACAGGAAGAUGCACACCGUCACCAACUACUUCCUGGUGUCGCUGGCCGUGGCGGAUGCCUGUGUGGGCGGGGUUGCCAUCCCCUGCGCCAUCCUGACGGACAUGGGCAUCCCCCGGCACAACCUGUACCCGUGUCUGCUCAUGCUCUCCGUGCUCAUCAUGCUCACCGAGAGCUCCAUCUUCAGCCUGCUGGCCGUGGCCGUGGAGCGCUACCUGGCCAUCUUCCUGCCUUUCCGCUACCAGACCCUGAUGACGCCCCGCAACGCGCUCCUGGUCAUCCUGGUCACCUGGGUCCUGUCCUUCCUCAUCGGCCUGGUGCCGCUCAUGGGCUGGCACAAGACCCCGCCCGAGACGGGCUACUGCUUCUUCGUCUUCGUGGUGGACAUGACCUACAUGGUCUACUUCAACUUCUUCGGCUGCGUGCUGGCGCCCCUGGUGAUCAUGUUCCUGAUCUAUGCGCGCAUCUUCGCCGUGGUGAAGCGGCAGGCCAGGCGGAUCGCAGCCGACCGGGUGCAGGGGGAGGCCCAGGCCAAGAGGGCCGCCAGCAUGCGGAGCGAGGCCAAGACGGCCGCGUCGCUCUUCCUCGUGCUCUUCCUCUUCACCGUCUGCUGGAUCCCGCUGCACAUCAUCAACUGCUUCCUGCUGCUGUGCCCGAGCUGCGCCGUGCCCCUGCCCCUCCUGCUGACUGCCAUCAUCCUCUCCCACGCCAACUCCGCCGUCAACCCCUUCCUCUACGCCUACAAGAUGAAGGCCUUCCGACGCUCUUUCAAGGCCAUCUUCCUCUGCUGCAGGUUCGGGGCAGACCAGGACGACCGGACAGAGGAUGGAGACACAACCACUCACAGGUCCUGA